Dimorphilus gyrociliatus is the source of this 2871-nucleotide messenger RNA. Lineage: Eukaryota; Metazoa; Annelida; Polychaeta; Dinophilidae. The record is from the annotation of a GenBank genome assembly.
GUGUCUAUUAUAUCGAUUUUCAAGCUUCAACGCGUGAUUGUUUUUGUUGGUUGGAAGAAUGUUAAUUUGCAUAAUUAAAACAUCAAAAUUGAUUUAUUUCUAAUGCAUAUUCUUGAAAAUCACUUGCCAAAUUAGGAGACGGUCUUACUUACUUAUGAUCGACGGUAGAUCGCCUUAACUUGAAGUACGAUGAACGAUAAUACAGAUCAUUCUACACAUGAAAAUGAUUCGUGCGAAAACGGUUUAGAUAACUACAGGAUGGAAAAUUCGGCCACACCUAAUUCCAGUUUUAAGGAGGAUGAUCAAUCGAUCCUCUGCCAAAUUUGCCGUGUAUCCAUAAAAACAAACUACAGCAAAAAACAUUUUAAAAGUAUUGGUCAUACAGUCACAAGUGAGAUGCAACGUUUACUUCAAGAGAAGAACGUUCCUGUAUCUGAUAAAUUUCAAUGUGUUUACCAUUUGGAAAGAGAUGGGUAUCCAACAGCCGACUACCUCCUUCGUCAUGUUAAGUCUUAUCACAGAGAUAUGUUUGAUCAAAUUCGUAAUGCUGCUGGUAUACAUGACGAAGAAGUUGCUGAGGCUAAUCAUUCACUUACGGAAGAAUGCACUUCAUUAGGUAUGGAGGAAGUGGAGAAAUAUAUCCGUGAAGAGAUAGUAUCGGAAGCUGAUGAAAAACCUUCAAUUGACAAUGGUUCUAGUGAAGUUUCUCGACCCAUUCCCAAAAGAACGUUUUAUUCUUGCAAAAAAUGCGAUAAAAGGUGCUUCAAAUAUGCUGACGCUUCCAAACACGUUGCCAAAGAACACGAUAUACCGCGCAGUAUGGCUUACAAACAUAUCUUUUGUCCCAAAGGCUCUGGUUUGAACUCAAAACAGGUAAAGGCCAGAGAAAAUUUGUUACGAGUUUACAAGUCUCGGGAGCCGAAAAAUGUUAAGUACGUUGAAAAGUGCCUAAGUCUUGAACAUCAACGUUAUAAGGAAUUUCCGAAAAAUGCUGAUGAUGGAAAGACGAAGCUAUUCUGUUCCUUCUGCGAUUUGAAAUGUGACGUUCCAAGCAUGUCUUUACAUAUCUAUUCUCAAAAACACUCUCUGUGCUUCUUCACGGAAGACUACAGAAAAAAGAAUAGUAUUACCGAUAAAUUUGAACAUUAUGCCGAAUCAGCCGUCCAAACAAGAAAUUUCGACGUAUCAAUUACUGAUUCAGAUCCUCCUCCCAUUGAGGAAAAUUCCCCUAUUAUAGAGGAGAAAAGCCCAGAGGAGACAAAAAAAGAAAUUCUUAAGAAAAAGUUUCGAGGAAAAUACAUUACUAAGAACUCUAUACCAGGAAGUUGGCAAUACAAUGUCAGACUUCUGAAGAUGCACGCAAAGAGACCUUACAGUCAAACCUACGUGGAUACUGAGAGAUUGACUCUGGAUUAUUACGAGUCAUUUGAACCAAAGAACUAUGAAUAUGUUGUGAAGAUGCUCGACUUGGAAAAACAAAAAAUUUAUGAAAAGCAACAAGCCCUUGGAACAAAUAAGUCUCAGCCGAUAAGUGCUAUACAUCAACGAUGUAAAUAUUGUUCUAAAUCUAUGGCAUUUUACGAAUAUAAAAGACACGUAUUUGGGAUGCUUCAUAGUCGACAAUUUUUUACGGAGGAGUUCAGAAAAGACUAUGCCGUUGCCGAAAGUUUUACACCGUAUACACCGGAGGAAAUACAGCAGGAAAAUGCUAAGCGAUUCCCUGUUGAUGGGGUCAAAUUCGUUUACAGAAGUCUUUCGAAUGAUGUACCUACAAAUGAUAAUAAUAUGGAUGAUAGUCCUACUGAGAGACCGAGUAGAAAGAGAAAGAAUGCUUGGCUAGAGCAAAGCGGAGAAUGGGAGCUAGGUCAAGAAGACAACUCAAGGGUAUUUUCUAGGGCAGGAAGAGGGCAAAAUUCUAGGAAUCCAGAAGAAGGCCAGAGUUCGAACAAAUUUGACGAAAUUAAUAUUUCCCCUAAAAGACGAUUUAUUGAACCUCAAGCUAAAAAUGAGUUAACAGAGUCCAAAAUUCAGCUAAUAAAGCGCAUAAAUUCCGCCCAAUGCAAACUGGCAAAGUUGUCAGAAAAAAUUUUAACUGACGAGGAAAGGACUUUGAAAAAGAAUGAUAUUGAAAGUCUUCUUGCUGUUUUUGAAUCAAACAUUGAUGGAGUUUUGAUUACCAAAAAGCUUGAUAGGUCUCCAGGUGCAAGGCUAAGAAAUUUAAGCAGUGAUGACCCCAAUGAGUUAAGAAAAGAAGAAUUUUUUGGAUCGCUAAGAUUAAAUAUGAAUAAAAGUGCUUUCAACAUGAACAAUAAUAAUGGUAGUGAAGAACCGAGAAAGAACUCCCAAGCAAAAAACACAGCCAGGAAAUCAACAUCCUCAUAUGUACCUCAGAUAGCUAAUCAAGAACAAAAGAUGUCAGAUGACGAAGAAGAGGAAGAAGACAACGAUGAUGAUGAUGCACCUACUGUCUCAGUUGAGACGAAACGAAAAGAUUUAAAAGGGAGAAGAGGACCCAGUGAAGAGCAUCGUUUCAUAUCACCUCCACCACCCUUAUUGAACAUGGACUACCAUCGAGGAGGACCAAGUGGUAGUUACUUCAGAGACUAUAGGGAUCCUUACUACGACUAUUUUUAUCGAGGAAAUGGGAGACGGUCAGAAGAGUAUUACCCUCCUCCACCACCUCCUGGAUAUUACAUGCCUUACUAUAGGGGCUACGAACCAAGAAGACACUCGGAUUUUUAUCCCAAUCGUGACCAACGAAAGGAUGAAAAUAAAAGAUCAUCUUUACAUAACUACAAAGACGUUGAAGUGAUUGAUGGAGAAGGCAAAAGAUCUUCUUCAGUUGUUAAAAUUGAAGUUGACUCUGAUUAA